AUGGAGUUUUGUCCUACGUGUGGGAACAUGCUGCGUUACGACCGUUCGAGAUUCUUCUGCUCGACAUGUCCGUACAUCGCCUGCAUUGAGAGACAGGUGGAGAUUAAGAAGAAGCAACUGUUGGUUAAGAAAUCCAUAGAAGCUGUUGUAACGAAAGAGGAUAUUCCAAAAGAAGCCGAAACCGAAGCUCCAUGCCCAAGAUGCGGCCACGACAAGGCAUACUUCAGGUCAAUGCAGAUUCGUUCAGCCGAUGAGCCAGAAUCAAGGUUUUAUAGAUGCUUGAAGUGCGAGCUAACUUGGCGCGAGGAAUGA
Messenger RNA from Microthlaspi erraticum, 312 nucleotides. The record is from the annotation of a GenBank genome assembly. NCBI's taxonomy places the organism in Eukaryota, Viridiplantae, Streptophyta, Magnoliopsida, Brassicales, Brassicaceae.